Messenger RNA from Xenopus laevis (African clawed frog), 2533 nucleotides. It is a transcript of the gene rnf149.S, whose product is annotated as ring finger protein 149 S homeolog. Gene Ontology annotation, cellular component: membrane. NCBI's taxonomy places the organism in Eukaryota, Metazoa, Chordata, Amphibia, Anura, Pipidae. The record is from RefSeq and is a predicted model, not a curated record. The transcript has 7 exons. Gene Ontology annotation, molecular function: ubiquitin protein ligase activity. The coding region runs from base 352 to 1536 and encodes 394 amino acids.
CUGAAGGAAGAGGCUGCGCGUUUAGAAAGAGGAAGGGGAGGAGUCGCUGCUGUAAAGGGAAGUUGAGUUUGAGGGAGGGGGAAGCUAUGUACUGGGCACAGAGACUUGGCACUGACAACAACACAUACACUAUCACAGGGGUACAUUCUUCUUGGGACGCCGGGCUACACGCAAGGUACAGAGGUUAAGCUGAGCAAAAGCUACACGGCUGCCAAGUGCCUGUCGCGCGGAUAUUACUGGCGACGGUGGGCAAUGCCGAGAGGCUCCAUCUGACGGGACCAUAUCCAGAGAUCAUUGUGUGGGGCUGCUUCACCAACCUUUCACUGCUAGUAUUAGGGCUGCCAGGGUGGGAUGCUCCGAUGGCUGUGCCUAUACUCGGCGCUGUGCGCUCUGACCCACGGCUCCUCGGCUCGCUCCCUGGAGUGGUUCACUGCUCUGGUGCGCACCGAGUAUACCGAGCCGCUGACUAACAGCACAGUGACGGGCAGCACGGAGAGCGGUCGCUAUGGGGACAGCUCGCCCAAGGAGAGCGUGCAGGGCUUAGUGGGAUACCCUCGGGACCCGUGGCAACUGGAAGGCUGUCACCCGGACACCCAGUAUAUUGUUCCAGGCAUGCCUGCAGCGGCGCCGGACUCGGAGUGGACUCGGCCCUGGAUCGCGCUGGUAGCUCGGGGCGGCUGCACCUUUAAGGAGAAAGUGUUUAACGCAGCGAACAGGAGAGCGGCCUCUGUGGUCAUCUAUAAUGAGGCGAAGAGUGGCAAUGCCACCGUGUCCAUGUCACACCUGGGAACAGGGAAUACAGUGGUGAUUAUGGUGAGCUAUCCAAAAGGAAUGGAAAUCAUGGAACCCUUGAGACGAGAUAUACCAGUAAAAAUGGUUAUAACCGUGGGAACCCGCCAUGUCCAAGAAUUCAUCAGUGGACAGUCAGUGGUAUUUGUUGCCAUUGCAUUCAUCACUAUGAUGAUUAUCUCUUUGGCCUGGCUUAUUUUCUACUACAUCCAGAGGUUCCUGUACACUGGUCCGCAGUGUGGCAAUCAGAGCAACAGAAAAGAGACAAAAAAAGCCAUCAGCCAAUUGCAGCUUCACAGGGUGAAGAAAGGAGAAAAGGGUAUUGACAUUGAUGCUGAGAACUGUGCCGUUUGCAUUGAAAAUUACAAAACCAAAGACCUUGUUCGCAUUUUGCCAUGCAAGCAUAUUUUCCAUAGGCUUUGUAUAGAUCCAUGGCUCAUUGAACACAGAACAUGUCCUAUGUGUAAACUAGAUGUCAUCAAAGCUCUUGGGUUCUGGGUGGAGCCUGAAGAGACUCCGGAUAUCCACGUGCCUGUCUCCAUUGCUGGCAGCAGCCUUUCCAUUGGGACUGUGAGCAUUACCCAGGAGGAGAACAGGAGUGAAGGAAACAACCUGCCUUCCUCUUCAACAGGAGCCUCCCUACAACAAAGUAACAGUGUCAAGGAAGAUGCCGGGGAAAUGACAGCAUUGCUAGAUGAUCCAGGCAAUGACAGUGCAGCAGGAACACACACACAAGACUCUCAUUAGCUUGCUCUUGGGAGGACACACCAACUGACUGUUGGAACUUUUUUAUGUCAGAGGUUUAUUUAUACCAUUAGGUCUUAAUUUAAAAUUGAGGAGAGCCUAGUCAAGAAUAAGGCCCUUUUCUUGUGAAGAAGUGGAACUUUGGCCUUUGAUAGGAAAGUGGUCAACACAAGUUCUGAUUGGGUCAUGUGACGUUUCAGGACCAAACGCCGACGUAAAUGGAUCGUAGUGAAUAUCUUUACGUUUUGUUCUCCACUUCAUCUCUGUAAAGCAACCUCUCGUUUGUUGUUCCUUCCAUUAUUCAUUAUGGAUUUGAACUUCUCUCACUUUACUCUGAGACACGUGGGCACUUAUUAGAGAAGGGGUACAGAUAAUGAAAAAGGGAGAUGUUUGAGACAUCAUCACUGGAUUUUGCUUUACAGGGAUAUAGUACAUAUUGUUUUCUAUGACUGGAAAUUCUGUCUCAGGUAUCUGUACGGCAGCACUUGACCUUCACUUGUAUCCAGCUCAGGAAUCAGUAGGACAGCAGUGAUGAACAAGUUGAACCUUCGUCAAUCUGGCUCAGGAACCUGUACGUGAGCAGUGAUGAACAAGUUCUUCUCUCUGGGAUCUGGCUCAGGAAUCUAUGUAACAGCACAUUCUAUUUACUAGGCUAAAAGUCAGCAGAAAUUGCACGAUUUCACAGCUGAGGAUAUGCAUAACUAAGUGCAAUGGGUUCAGUGUUUACUUAUUCAUUUUACCAAAAGCUGCUGAAUCUUUUUUUUUUUUCCCAUUUACAGUUAAAGCACGUAUUCAGUCUGAGCAUUGAGCAAAGAUAAUAAUACACAGGAUAAAGCACAAAGCUCAAGCAAAUGUAAUGGUUCCUUUCAAUAUCCUUCUGUUUAUCUCGCUAUGUUUCAAAGAAAACGUCUCAUUGUUUUGACCUUUAACGGUCAGCUUCAUACAGGGGAAAAAAUCACCUUCAUACUUUAUAUUGCCACACUGAACAUCUAGGGGGUUA